ACGGAGCUUGUCGGUCGGUCGGUCGCCCUCGCGCGUCAGGCACGUCGCAACCCCCAACACCGUAGCAUCGCAGGUCGCCGAGUCUCCCCCGACCAUGAGAAGAGGAGCGUCGGGUGCCGUCGCCGCCGGCCGUCAUCACGGGACGUCGUCUCCGCCAGCGUCUAUAUCGUACGCGUCUACAUCGCCGCCUUGGUUAUACCGAAAAUAAAGCCGGCGUUCUGGGAACCGGGAAACCGAGUCGUCAAUCGUUGCCAAGGGAACCCAGCGCGAGGGAAAACCGGUCCGGCAACGCGCCGACCUCUUCCGGUGUAAUCUCGCGGCCGCGGAAGAAGAAAGAAAAAGAAGAGCGGGGGAAGGAUAGACGAGCCGUAUUGGCAAUUUUCUCGAGGGUGUCGUACGGAGCGGGAGGAAGAGGAACGGGGUGGGUGGUGAUUAUACGGCAUGCGGUCUUGAGAGCACGCACGAACAGGUGGCGAGGCGGGAUCUCGCGCGGAGGACUCCGGUGGCUGGCGAAAAAAAAAGAGAGUGACAACGCGGGAAGAGUGGAAGUACGACGCGCGCGUGCGACAAAAUACACACAGAUGCAACGGCACGGCUUCUGAUGGAAUCCGCGCGGACCGACGUCUCCGAAACCGAUCGAGACACGUUCUCGACGUUUAACGUCGAGGGACUUUAUUUUCUACACUAUUAGAACCCGAACAAGGUAAUUUGGACAAUCAAUCACCGCUGUGAGGAUCAACUGGGGGAGGCACCCUUUUGGUAGCGACCUGCAAUCAUGCUCAGUCCCAAAAUGCAAAAAACUGUGAGGGUAAAUGAUUCCCAGCUGGUCAUGCUCUCAGAGAAGGCGCAUUACGAUCACUCGCUGUCAGGAUAUUUGUACAAGCGGACAGCUGACUCCACCAAGUGGCAACAACGAUGGUUCGUUCUCUAUCAGAAUCUGCUAUUCUAUUACGAGAACGAGACUUGCUCACGACCCAGUGGCGUCGUUCUGCUGGAAGGCUGUUAUUGCGAUCGACUCAUCACCGCCAAAGGCAAAGAGCCGGAUAAACAGCACUGUUUCGCGAUAUCGUACAGGAGGGAGAACCAACGGCAAUACGAGCUAAAAGCGGCCACAGAGACGGACUGCAAAGCGUGGAUCGAUGCGAUACGAGAAGCUAGCUUCAACAAAUUGUUGCUACAAAAGGAGGAGCUAGAGCAGAAGCACCUGCACCUGUUGCAAAUAGUCGAGAGCGAGAAAACGGCCAAGUGGCAGUACACCCAGCAAUGCGAGGAACUGGCGUCGGAAAUAAAAAAGCUCCGAGCGGAGCUGUGCGCCCUGAAAAAGGAGCUAAGGCCUUCCGUAAUUCCGAUAUACAGUGCAAGCCGACCGGCGGUUCAAAGAACCAUGUCCCAGGGUACCGGAAGCUUAUACAGCACAUUCCAUUCACACGGCGGCGGCAUUUACUGUACCGGCGGCUUCGCUCCGGGAUUACGCGAAAUCACGGAGGGCUCCAUUGAAAUGCAGAAGGUCAAGAAGGUCCAGAGCUUCUUCAGGGGCUGGCUGUGCCGGCGACGUUGGAAGCAGAUUGUUGAACAGUACAUCAAGAGUCCGCACGCCGAGAGCAUGCGCAAGCGAAACAGCCUGGUAUUCCAAAUGGUGGAGGCCGAGGAGGAGUACACGGAGCAGAUGGAGAUUUUAGUAAGCUGUUUUCUGAGGCCUUUCAAGAUGGCUGCCAGUUCAAAGAAACCCCCAUGUAGUCACGAGGACGUGAAUAGCAUAUUUUUGAAUAGCGAAACCGUGCUGUUCCUCCAUCAGAUCUUCCUGAAGGGUCUCACCUCGCGUAUGGAGAGCUGGCCCACUCUAGUUUUAGGUGACUUGUUUGACAUGCUGCUACCGAUGUUAUCCAUAUAUCAAGAGUACGUGCGAAACCACCACUAUAGCCUUCAAGUGUUGACUGAAUGCAAGCAAUCGUCACCGUUCGUGGCGUUGCUCAAUAGGUUGGAGAACAAGACUGCCUGCCACGGACGAUCCCUGGAGACCUUUCUAACAUAUCCCAUGCAUCAGGUUCCAAGAUAUAUAAUUACUUUGCACGAGUUAUUGGCGCAUACGCCGUAUGAUCAUGUGGAACGUAAGAGCCUCCAGAAUGCCAGGCAACAGCUGGAGGACCUCUCGAGGCAAAUGCACGACGAGGUCAGCGAGACUGAAAAUCUGAGAAAGAAUCUAGCAGUGGAGAGAAUGAUUGUUGAAGGAUGCGAUAUUUUACUGGAUGUCAAUCAGGUCUUCGUCAGACAGGGUACACUCAUACAGCUCGUAGAUAAACCGCGCGGUGCGCGAAGCAGAUUGAGCGCUACUUUCGGCGGCAAAGCCGCAAGCGAGGCCGUCAGACAAUGCUUUCUCUUCUCGAAUCAUCUGUUGCUCACCACGCGACAGUCUGACGACGAUGGCCGCCUGAAUCUGGUCCCGCAGAUCGGCAAGAUACCCCUCUCCGACGCGGUGCUGAUUGAAGAUCCGAGCGAUCAGAGUGCCGUAGACGAUGAUGGACUGUCAGUAUGUUCGAUGUCAAGCGGCAUUAGCGAAAGCAGCGGAAGCGGUAGCGGCAGCGGAACUUCCCAGUUGCAGAAUCGCGACUUCAAGAUUAUACUCGAUAUAAAAUCCGGUGGCCCGCAGGUGACCGUCCUUCUCGUGGCGCCUACUAUACAAGAAAAAGCAGCGUGGGUCAGCGACAUAAGUCAAUGUAUGGACAACGUUCACUUUAACGAUCUGCUCCACGGAUCGCUGUCGGACACCAGCUCCGUCACGAUGCCGCAGUCCAUCCGGAACGAUCCGAAGCUGUUCAAGGACGACGUGGACAUCAGGUUCAGCCGCACUUUGAACUCCUGCAAGAUACCGCAGAUCCGUUCCGCAACGCCCGAGCGGCUGUUGCAGCGGCUGACCGACCUCAGGUUCCUCAGUAUCGAUUUUCUCAACACAUUCCUGCUGACGUACCGAGUGUUCACCGAUGGCGUCACCGUGCUGGAGGCCCUCAAGAAGGUUUUCUACGAAGCCGAGCCACCGGACGCGCAAAUGCCCACCGGAUCUCUCGUAUCCUUAGACGUAUUAGGAGCAAAUGCAAUCGAAACACAAUCGUAUUCCGAGGACCGAAGAAAAAGUGGCUUUUCACCGAGACGGACUAGCGGCGCAAGCUCAGUAUCAGGAUAUGGAUCGGAAGUAAGCGAUACUCGCGACGCGAAAUCCCAUGGAACCUGUGACGCUAAUAUGGGUGGAUAUAAUUCGAAAAGUCACUGGCGAUCCGGUUAUAAGAAGAUGGAGGACGAGCACUCGCUCGGACUUAUCACCGAGGCCCCGGUCAUAAAACGCAGUCCAACAUCCAGUCCAUCCAGCUCGCACUCUCCGAACAUGCAGCGAAAAAUUAGCAUUCGCGUGGAUAAUCAGGACAUCGAGAACGACGGAUGCCAUUUAACGAUACCGAAAGUAAUAGCCGUGUCGUCCAGUUCCGAGACACUCACAGACGUUACAGCAAUCAGCGCACCAUCUUCACCGAGCAACUUGAGCUCUGUGACACUAGUCGGUUCGAUGGAAUCCGGAUCAGGAUCCGGAUCUGGAUCGGAUCCUGGUCCCCAAGACGGAGGUAUUUAUUCACGUCGUGUCUCGGAAAUCGACACACCUGGUACGGCAGAAGGAGAUUCAAAAGCAGUACAGUUUACUUAUGACGACAUAUCGCCACCAUCGCAAUCGACCGAGUCUGUCAAGUCGGACACGCCGAAAACGCCGAAAACACCGAAAACACCGAAAACGCCAAAAACGCCAAAAACACCGGACACUCCGAAAACACCGAAAACGCCAGAUACUCCGCAUACGCCGAAAACGCCGAAGACACCGAAGACACCGAAAACACCGGACACGCCGAAAACGCCGGAGACGCCGAGAACACCGAAAACACCGAAAACGCCUGUCUCUCCACUGAGGAAGGAAAUCAAGGAGAAUAAGGAUGAUCAAAGUACGUCGACUGACGACGAGAGUAUAACUUCUCCUAAACCAGGCGGUCAAUCGGUACAGCAACUGUAUUCGGAGCACAGGGCAUCGAUUGCUUCCGCACCUGCAGCCACCGGGCCGAGGAGCGGUUCGGUCUCCACCAUAACUGGCAAUUAUUGGGUAAGCAGACGGUCGAUGCAUGACGAAAUCUCGUCGCAGCAGAGCAGCUAUCACGACACUCAGGUUUCCAGCAAAGCCGGCGUGGUAAUAACCAGCUUCCGGCAGAGUCAUCGAAGCAUUGGACCUGAACCUAUCUGGAGCAGCACGUCCACGGCGGCGACCGCGUUCGCCAUCGCAACUUCCGCUUCGAGCAAUCCACCAGACAAGGGACCCGCCACCGACACUCGUGGCUGCCGGGAUAAGAACAGGCGGAAGGAGUCGGUGAUGUCGACCGCCGCGACGAUGCGGGUGCUGAACGUCCUGAGGCACUGGGUGUCCAAGCACGCCCAGGACUUCGAGAUGGAUCAAAAAUUAAAGAACAUGACCAUCGAGUUCCUGGAGGAUAUCAAUUACAGUCCCAAUCUGCUACCGGCCGAACACAAGGCGGCCACACAACUUCUACGAUUAAUUACCAAGGAGGAAAGUGAGAGCAACAAGGUCGAUCUCAAGAAAUUACUGACUCCGCCCUCAAUUCCGAGUAAGGAGAGCAUCGAGUCGUUGUCCGCGCUCGAGAUCGCGGAACAGAUGACGUAUCUAGAUCAUCACAUAUUCGUCAACAUAGCCAGCGAAGAGUUUCUUGGACAAGCGUGGAUGAAGCCGGACAAGGCGACUCGUGCUCCUCAUAUUCUUCUUAUGACGAAGAGAUUCAACGAGGUGUCGCAGUUGGUGGUUUCCGAGAUUAUUCGUCGCUCCGCCAUGUCAUCUCGGGUCUUGACUAUCGAGAAAUGGGCCGCGGUCGCUGACAUCAAUAGGGUUUUGCAUAAUUACAACGGCGUGCUGCAGAUUUGCGCGGCGUUCACGAACAGCAGCGUGUACCGACUGAAGAAAACUUGGGAUAGAGUUUCCAAAACGACGAAGCAGACGAUAGAAAGACUACAGCACAUCGUCUCAUCCGACGGGCGCUUUAGAAAUUUGCGAGACGCCUUGCAUCGAUGCGAUCCACCCUGUAUCCCUUACUUAGGUCUUUACCUCACCGACCUUUCGUUCAUCGAAGAGGGCACCCCGAACGUCACUGACGGUCUUUUAAAUUUCUCGAAAAUGCGAAUGAUUUCUCACGUAAUCCGCGAGAUACGGCAUUUCCAGCAAACUCCCUAUAAGAUCGAAUUAGUCACUAAGGUAACCAACUAUCUACUGGACACGUCGCUCCUGUUGAACGAGAAGGAUCUGUAUCGUAUGUCCUUGGAGCUCGAGCCCAGAACAUCCAGGUUGAGUAGUUCUGGCUUGAUCGAUCUACCCCCUUCGGUCAGCCACGUGUCUACAAAAUGAAUUCGUUUCGUCCCGAUAUACCAAUAUGAAACAACUCGAUUCUCCCUUCAUUUUACAAUGGACGAAAGAGGGAAGUUUACGUUUGAAACAAUUAACUAUUUAUUGCGACCGGCCGAUCGUUACGACGAUUGCGAGUGCGACUCGCCGUGUUAUCAGCCCCGUCCAUUUCUGUCCACCCUCGCUUAUAACGUAACUUCCGUUGUUCGUUUCAGUUCUACUUACUGCGACAUAUUUGCGCGAGAAUUAUAAAAACAAGCUCGACAACGAGCUCCUCGUCGUCGCACAGUAUCGGCCUCUGAUUCGCGGAAGGAAAUUUUAUCGUUAUCAUCAUUUAAUUAAUGUAGCAAUUGCAAGAAAUGUAGCAAAACUAAUUGGAUUUCAACGAAACUUCCGUGUUACCAGAACUGCUAUCGGUUGUCUUUCAACUUUUUUUCCCCUUUCCAACAGUUAUUCUAGUUAACCCUAUUUCUACUUUAAAUUCUAAGAUAACAAAUGUACUUCCUAUUUCUAUCGUAAUCCAAAAAGUACUGGAGAGAACUGAACUGAAAAGAAAAUUGCAGAUUUUAGCAAGAGCAUUUAAUUGUAACGUGUAUAGAUUUCAGAAGAUUAAAUGCGUUGUUGUGUAUAAAAUCUGCUGAAGAAAAUACGAAAUGUUAAUUAGUAAUGAGUGUAGAAAGACUUUCUCGUAACAACAUGAUUCCGCUUAAUCUCUCCGUGUCGUUGAUAAAGUAACAAUCUCACUCAAAAGUGGUCUCACUCAGUGGUCAGUUUGAUCUGUCCGAGAAUGACACAUAAAUAUUCCACAGAAUAUUCCGAAUUUUUUACAAUAAAAUAAUGGCUGUCGUUGCCACCAGCGAAAUGAUUUCGGUGAAGGCAACGUAGAGCCGUCAUUGAUUUUAGUUUAGCCCAAGCUCAAUCGAGCCAGUAUUAUUGUGUGAGGCAUACGAGCAGUUCAAACGAGAGUAUGAGAAUCGAUGAGAAGCGUGAAAGGUGAAUGGAAAUUGUAUUCUGACAAUCAAUAGCGUUAAUGAUAUCUCUGUUUUCUGUUUGUUCUAAUUAUUGCUACGAGUAUCAAAGCAAAGAAAAACUCGCUUGUCAAACAGCUAGAAAUCAUUUCGUCCAUUUUUUAAAUUAUAUGAAAAUAUGUUGUGUAAUAUCUCAUUUUCAUUAAACAAUUUGUUUUAUUAACAUGUCUUGAUAUAAAAUUUUCGAUUCUAGUUCUGAUUUGGAU
This is a messenger RNA of Wasmannia auropunctata (little fire ant), 6668 nucleotides long. RefSeq names its product ras-specific guanine nucleotide-releasing factor 1. Gene Ontology annotation, cellular component: plasma membrane. NCBI's taxonomy places the organism in Eukaryota, Metazoa, Arthropoda, Insecta, Hymenoptera, Formicidae. Gene Ontology annotation, molecular function: guanyl-nucleotide exchange factor activity; protein binding. The record is from RefSeq and is a predicted model, not a curated record. The transcript is spliced from 26 exons. The coding region runs from base 776 to 5437 and encodes 1553 amino acids. Gene Ontology annotation, biological process: Ras protein signal transduction; positive regulation of GTPase activity.